Molecule: messenger RNA, 1518 nt
Organism: Closterium sp. Yama58-4
Lineage: Eukaryota; Viridiplantae; Streptophyta; Zygnematophyceae; Desmidiales; Closteriaceae
Source: the annotation of a GenBank genome assembly
AUGCGGGAUAAGAGCGGGCACGAGCAGAUGAAUAUCAUUUGUAUCAACGACAGCGGCGCGGUUUUCCAGGGAGCGGUCGACUGUAAGGCGGAGACGAAGAGUGGGGCGUUUAUCGUGAGCAUUCUGCAGCCGAUCAUUGAGAAGAUUGGGCCACAGCACGUCGUCGCUUUUUGCACGGACGGCGGUAGCAACUACGUGUCCGCCGGCAAGCUGCUGCAGAAGAUGUACCCGCAUUUCGAGAUCGUCCCCUGUGCCACUCAUGUGCUCUACUUGCUGAUGGAGGACAUCGGCAAGAUGGAUUGGGCGCAGGAGGUUGUCCCGGUUGCGAACGACAUCAUCUCGUUCGUGCGCAGCCACACGUGGACGCGUGCUUUCUUGCGGUGUCCCGAGCUGCACGGCGAGGAGAGGUCGCUGCAGCCGCUGCGAUCGGCGGGCACGCGUUUUGGGACGAACUUCAUCGUUGUGUCUCGGCUGCUCCAGAUUCAUUCGCAGUUGACGCAGAUGGUGACGCACAAGGACUGGGAGGAGAAGGGAGGUAGCACGCUGACUGGAAAGACAUUUGCGGCGUCAGUGUUGGAUGUGGAGUGGUGGAAGAAGGCGAAGACAUUUGUGAAGGUGAUGGAGCUGCCUUACAAGGUGAUGAGGCGGACCGAUGGGGAGGCGAAGGGGAGGAUGGGUGAGUUGUACGACAUCAUGCUGCAACUGACGGAGGACUUGCGGGAGCUGUUGGAGAAGGAUGAUUCUGGGCUCAAGAGGGUGGAUAAGGAGGGGGUGAAGGAGCACUUGAGGCGGCGUUGGGACGAGAGUUUGGCCUGCCCCCUUCAGUUGGUUGGCCGGAUUUUGAACCCGGCCAACCAGGACGAGGGGAUCUACCACAAGGACGUUGAGUGCACGAGGGUGAUGAAGGCGUGGCUCCAGCGCUCGCGGGCAUUCGUCGACAAAUAUUGGAAGAGCGGCGGCGACACAAAGGGAACCAUGAAGGCGCUACAGGAAGGGAUGCUUGCAUAUAUUGAGGGCAAGGGGUGCUUUGGGUCAGAGGAGGCAAAAGAGGGGCGUGCGGAUAUUAAGGCCGGGAGGGGGGACAUGGUGAUGUGGUGGAAGGUGAACGGCUGGGAGUACGCCGAUCCGCCUGGCCUUGCGUGCCGGGCGCUUUCACAGCCCGUUUCCGCUUCCCCUUGCGAGCGGGGAUGGUCUAUGUGGGAUGGCGUGCACACGGCGCGCAGGAACAGGAUGGGGUCGGAGAAGGUCCGCGACCUUGUGUUCGUUGCGCACAACUGGAACGCUGUGCACAACUACCACAAGGGUGCAGCUGGUGCAGGGCCAAGUCGGGAAGUCAGGAAGAUGGGGAUAGUGGAGGGGAACAUUCCCACCCCUCCCCUUCCCGAGGGGUACAAGCUGGAGGAGGAUGGAGAGGUGGAGGUGGACGAGGACGACCCGUGUGUGGACGAGUACAAGGACCAGGAAGAGAUGGAGAAGGAGGAGGAGGAGAAGGAGGAGGAGGAGGAUGAGGAUGAGUGA